Messenger RNA from Pedinophyceae sp. YPF-701, 1608 nucleotides. NCBI's taxonomy places the organism in Eukaryota, Viridiplantae, Chlorophyta, Pedinophyceae. The record is from the annotation of a GenBank genome assembly.
AUGCCGGCGCCCUCGACCCUGGCGGGCGCGGCGCUGCCCGCGUGGGCGCAGGACGCCCUGCGGUCCGCGGCGCAGGCGCUGUCGUCGGUCAACCUGACGGCGGCGACCGUCGCGCAGUGCGUGCUCGCGGGUCUGGUCCUGUUCGUGGUCCUGGAGCAGUGGCGCUUCAAGCACAAGGCGCGGUUCGGGAAGGGCAGCGUCCCGACGACGGCGGCGGGCGGGACGCCGGUGCCGGUCGUGGGCGGCCUGAUCGAGAUGAUCUACGACCCGUUCCGGUUCUGGGACAACAUCAUCUCGACCGCGAUGCAGACGGGCGGGCUGUGCUGGCACUCGAUCUUCGGGGUGUACACGCUGCUGCUCGCGGACAUCGACGACAUCCGGCAGUCGUUCAGCCGCAACAACGACAAGGAGUUCAUGAUGGCCAUCCACCCGAACGCGCACUGGAUCCUCGGGCCGAAGAACAUCGCCUUCCUGCACGGACCCAUGCACAAGGAGCUCCGCCGCUCCUUCGUCGGGCUCUUCACGCGCAAGGCGCUCGAGCAGUACGUCGCGAAGCAGGACGGCAUCAUCCGCGACUGGAUCCGCCCCUGGGCGCGCGACACCGCGGCCGCGCCCACCGAGGUGCGCAUGUGGAUCCGCGACAUGAACGCGUGGACCAGCCAGGAGGUCUUCGCGGGGCCCUACCUCGGCGACCACGCCGCGCGCGAGAAGUUCUCCCACGCCUACAUCGCCAUGACCGAGGGCUUCCUCGCCUUCCCCGUGUGCCUCCCGGGCACCGCCGUCUGGCGCGGCCGCCAGGGCCGCUACCACAUCCUCGACGUGCUCGAGAAGGCCGCCGCGGCGGCGCGCGAGCGCGACCUCAGGGGCGAGCCGCCCGUGUGCCUGAUGGACUACUGGGCGCACGAGGUCAACCGCAUCGUCGCCGACGCAGAGAAGAGCGGGAGCCCGCUGCCCGAGUUCGCCAACAACCACCGGAUGGCGGACGUGGUGAUGGACUUUUUGUUUGCGAGCCAGGACGCGUCGACGGCGUCGCUGGUGUGGGUGCUCGCGCUGAUGGCCGACCACCCGGACGUGUACCAGCGCGUGCGCGAGGAGCAGCUGCGCGUGCGCGGCGCGGACGCCGCGAGCCUGGAGAAGCCCAUCACCGGCGAGGUGCUGGAGAAGAUGACGUACACGCGGCAGGUGGUGAAGGAGAUCCUCCGGUUCCGCCCCGCCGCGCCCAUGGUGCCGCAGUGGUCCAUGUCGGACCAGACGAUGAACGGCACGGGCUACACGUGCCCCAAGGGCGCCCUGGUGAUGCCGUCGCUGAUCGCCGCGUGCCACACGGGCUUCCCGAACCCGGAGAAGUUCGACCCCGACCGCUUCGACGUGAACGGCCGCAACGAGGGCGACAAGUACGGAAAGCACUGGCUGCCGUUCGGGCUGGGCGCGCACUACUGCGUCGGGCGCGAGUACGCGCAGAACCACCUCGCGGCGUUCCUGGCGAUCCUGUCGACGACCUACGACAUCGAGCGCGAGCGCACGCCCAAGUCGGACGAGUACAUCUACUUGCCAACAAUCUACCCCGCCGACUCGCGCAUCCGGUUCAAGAGCGCCACCGUCGCGUGA